Messenger RNA from Pyrus x bretschneideri (Chinese white pear), 922 nucleotides. RefSeq lists its product as uncharacterized. Bases 130 to 798 code for a protein of 222 amino acids. NCBI's taxonomy places the organism in Eukaryota, Viridiplantae, Streptophyta, Magnoliopsida, Rosales, Rosaceae. The record is from RefSeq and is a predicted model, not a curated record. The transcript is spliced from 4 exons.
UCACCACUUGCUUCUUCACCUCUGAUUCUCAGCACAAAGCCUUCGUUCUAAAAAACAAUCACUUCUUUUUCUUCUUCUUUCUUUUAGCCGUCGGAAGCGAAGUGAAAUGAGAUUAUUUUUUCAUUAAGAAUGGCGUCUAUUCAAAUGUUGAAGUCCCCUCUCUCUUCAAUCCCAGUUUCCCAGUCGAAUUUUCCUGGAAAAUCCAGCCGGGUUUUCUCGGAAAAUGAGUCCAGGAGAUGUUUAAUCAGGUUGUCAGGAUACAGGGGGUCUGGAUAUCUAUUGAGAGAUAGGAGGAGAUUUGGGGUCUGCUGCAAAGCUCAAGAAUCCGACAGCAAAAGCAAUGGUGAAGAACCGCCGGAGUCGCUGUUUAUGAAGGAAUUAAGGAGGAGGGGUAUGAAUCCCACUUCUUUGCUUGAGGAAAGAGAGAGGACCGAUUACGGAAUGAACGAUGAGAUGAGGAAUGAAGAUAGAGGUUUCUCAGCUAGAAAUGCGGUCUCAACCGAAAUUGAGAAAAGCCUAGCAAAUCAAAGGGAGCGGUCGAUGCAAUUGAACAGCGAAGGCCUCGAGGGGUUAAUCCCUCGGGCCAGACUCUUGCUGACGAUUGGAGGGUCGUUCUUCUUGGGGUUUUGGCCAUUGAUCCUCAUAACUGUAGCACUCUUCUCUGCUCUCUACUUGUACUUUGGAUCAACUUUUGUCCAUGACGGAAGCAGUUCUCAGAUAUCAGCACUCCAAUACAUUGAUCCAUACGAACUUCUGGAAGAUGAAAGGAUUUCUCAAAUAGCACCGCGUGUAAAGUGAAGCGCUAGUCUUUCACGUAACUUACAGACUCCAAAUACAGGUUUCGGCCAACUAGUUUCUUGCCUCUUGUUUAUUCUUUCUCUGUAUAAAUCUCAAACUUAUAAAUAACUUGGUUUUCUUUUUA